This is a messenger RNA of Pieris macdunnoughi, 528 nucleotides long. NCBI's taxonomy places the organism in Eukaryota, Metazoa, Arthropoda, Insecta, Lepidoptera, Pieridae. The record is from the annotation of a GenBank genome assembly.
AUGCCUAUACAAAAUAACACUCAAUCGAUGGGAUCAUCUAAUGUAGUAUUCAAUACACAAACAAGAUUUGACACCACAUAUGUGAAGACCAAACAGGGUGUCAUUAAAACUGUUGAGAUUAUCCUUGACUUGCUAGGCUUUAUAUGCAUUCAGUCUUCAGCAUUCUGGUCCAACUGGCGUGGAGUUUAUUUUAAUGUGACUGCCCACUUGGGGCUGUGGUUUUCUGUGAUACUUCUUUUACUGUAUAUGUUCCACUUAAUAGAAAAGUAUCAUAAUAUUAAAUGGCUACAAAUAGAAAUGAUUGGAUGUGGAGUUGUGACAUUCCUUUACCUCAUAGCAUCUACAAUUGUGGUGGCUUUUGGAACUGCUACAUAUUCUGCAGCAGGGUUCUUUGGUUAUCUAGCUAUGGUGUUGUAUGGGUUUGAAGCAUUCACCAAAUUUCAAGCAAUAAAGUGUGGUGAAUUGGCACAAGGCAGCCGUGUAAUUACCAAACAGACACAUGUGACUACACCCCCAGCAUUACCCUAA